AAGACGCACUGCAAGAACGCGCGCAAGUUCAGACGAGGCGUCUAAAGUGCACGCAACAUCACUGUUUGCACGGAAGAGCCUUAAACGAGUGCUCGACGUGAUAGGGGAAGAAAGAUCUCUAUCAAAAAAAAGUGACUUCAUUUCCAGCAGCCAUUUGGAGAACACCAGCGAAAGAAAAGAAAGAAGACAGCGCGAGGAAGCUUUCAAGAGAGCGCGCGAAAGUUUCCCAUCCGGUCCGUUUUUGUUUUCGUUUUAUUUCCUUUCACCAAAAUGAAUAUCGGCGACGAAAACUUGCUGAAAUCGAUCAGCAACGACACCCUGCUGGACCUGACGCAGCGCUACGGACAGUCCGCCUUCGGCUUCGGCGCUGGCCAUGGUGCUGGAAGUCCUGGCCGCUUCACCCUCACACCUGCCGUGGAUUUCCUCUCCGGUCAAACGGGAAAGUCGAACGAAAGCGGCGGAGAGCAGACCAGCGAUGAAGACGACGGCUUCGACCACCUAGAGACUCGUAAGAGAGGCGCGGGAUUUGACGAAGAGAAGCAUCCGAGCAAUCUCGCCAAGAAGCCGAAGGAGCAGAGAUCUCUCCGGCUGAGCAUCAACGCGCGCGAGCGGAGACGCAUGCACGACCUCAAUGACGCGCUGGACGGCCUGAGGUCUGUGAUCCCCUACGCGCACAGUCCGUCUGUGAGAAAACUCUCUAAAAUCGCAACUUUGCUUCUUGCAAAAAACUACAUCCUAAUGCAGGCACAGGCACUGGAGGAAAUGCGCCGGCUGGUGGCUUAUCUAAACCAAGGGCAGUCUAUAACUUCGCCGAUUCCCACCGCGCUCGCGCCUUUCGGACAGGCGGCCGUUUAUCCGUUUUCCAGCACGGCACUGGCCACCUGCGCGGAGAAAUGCAGCUCGUUCUCCGGGACCCCGUCCAACCUGUUCAAACACUGCAGCGACAAGCAUUGACUUCCACGCGCUGAACUCUUCCUGCUUCAUCCUUUUGUUGGUCUGAAUUCGCAUUGUUUUGUUGGGAAUGGGUUUAAGUCUGAUUCAAAACCCUUGCUACUUGUCUC
This is a messenger RNA of Carassius carassius (crucian carp), 1061 nucleotides long. Its product is annotated as class E basic helix-loop-helix protein 23-like. Lineage: Eukaryota; Metazoa; Chordata; Actinopteri; Cypriniformes; Cyprinidae. The record is from RefSeq and is a predicted model, not a curated record. The transcript has a single exon. Bases 271 to 954 code for a protein of 227 amino acids. Gene Ontology annotation, molecular function: protein dimerization activity.